AUGUCUCGGGACGCGUGGACGGCUCUUCAUACCAGGUAUGUUUCGCAGUCCCGGGCGCGUGCUCAUGCUAUUCGCACUGAGCUUGGCGAGGUGAAGCUUAAUGACCUCAACGUCACCGACUACUUCAACAAAGUGACGGGUAUGGCUGGCACACUUGCCUCCAUUAGCCAGGCUCUUGGUCCAGAGGAGUUCAGUUAUUUUGUGCUCAAUGGACUGGGUGACAACUAUGAUAAUUUGGUGGACAAUAUCAAUGGUCGUGACACUCCCAUCCAGCCGCGUGAGUUGUACGUGUGUCUCCUCGCUACGGAACAUCGCAUCCAGGCUCGCCGCUCUACGUCGAGUUUCCCUUCCGCCAACGCUGCAACGCGUGGCAAGAGAAAGUCCUACAAGCCACCAAUUGGUGCCAAACAUCCACUGGCCGCGCCCAACCCGCGGAACUCCACUACAUUCGCGGGCGGCCGCGGCCGUGCCUACUGUCCCUCAUGUGGUGCUCAGGUCCCCUGCCAGCUAUGUGGUCUUGAUGGUCACCUUGCUUCCCGUUGUCAUCGUCGCUUCAAGCAAGAUUUCCUGAGGAUUGGGAACAAUGGCAAGGGUAAUGAGAAGCAGGCUGCCCUGGCGAGUCAUGAGCAGGGCCACACUCCUUCCUAUCAUGUUGAUGCAUCGUGGUACACGGAUACGUGA
Molecule: messenger RNA, 681 nt
Organism: Aegilops tauschii subsp. strangulata
Lineage: Eukaryota; Viridiplantae; Streptophyta; Magnoliopsida; Poales; Poaceae
Source: RefSeq, a predicted model, not a curated record